CUAGAUUUGUUCUAAGAUUGUACACCCUGGUCGAUACAAAAAUGUCAAAAAAAAAGCGCAUUUUCAAACAAAAUGGCGAACGUUUAGGUUGUGUGUUAUUGUUAUAUUUUAUUUUGUUUUUACAAAUUUUACACGCCUGUUGACUUGACAUUAAGUUUAGAUGGGUCGCUCGCCGAGCCCGAGGCGGCGUGACGAACGGAGGGACCGACGGGACCGCGACAGAGACCGCGAGAGGCGGAGGCAGAGGACCCGGUCUCGGUCGCGCUCCCUGGACCGCCGGAGACGGUCGCCAGAGCGCCGCCGGUCGCCCUCCCCGCGGAGGCGCCGCUCCCGCAGCGCGUCGCCCGCACCGACCACCUCCUUCGUCCCGAAACCCAAGAAGAACUUCGGCGAGCGACCGAUCGUGACACCCGCCGAUUUGGAGGGAAAGACCCCCGAGGAGCAGGAGAUGCUCAAGGUCAUGGGCUUCUGCGGCUUCGACACCACCAAAGGUAAGAAAAUCGAAGGGAACGUCGAAGGCGACGUGCACGUGGUGUUAAAAAGGAAAUAUAGACAGUACAUGAACAGGAAAGGCGGCUUCAACAGGCCGCUGGACUUUGUAGCGUAGGUAAUGGUAACGCACAACCUACGGCCACCAGCGACCGCCGGGAGACCUGCAGGGUCCAUGUGAUACUCGUUAUUUGAAGCUUGUUACAUGAACAUAUACUAUACUUUUAUACUAUACAUGCAAAGUCAGAUUUAUAUACACUACAUACAAUAAAUUAUAUUUAACUGACAUUUUAACAGCUAUUUUAGCUGUUAUUUGGUACGUGAAUGAAAUAUUUAGGCAAUUUAUUAUGAAAUAUACUUCAUUUCAUAACUACAAACAUGUAGAGGUUUUGAGUAAAAAUAAUUUACAUAUAACAGACAAUUUAGUCAGUGUUUUUGUUAUAGAUCUAUUUCUAUACUAUAAUGUCUGCUAUAAGAAUUAAAAUGGCUCAGAAACACCACUAUAUCCUAUUCACCUGAAGUCUUACCUCGUGACAAACAAAAUUGCCUAAUCAACAAAAUUUGGUUCCUUUCUCAAAUUAGUAAGGUUUGGCAUUUGACUAGUCAAUUUAAUUAUCUGAAGUAUAACUAAUUAUAGUACUUUAUUUGAAACAUGGAAAACAUGAGGUUUAGAUCACAUAGAAAGAAUUCCCAUAAUAACUGAAGAACACUUCAGUGAUAUAAUAUGUUUAAUUUUUAUUUAUUUUGAUUAAUUUAUAUUACUUUUGCAAUAGGCAUUCAGUUUUAACUGUACAGUUUUAUCUAAUUAGAAAUUCAAUCAAAAAUGUUAGAAUAACUUUACAUUUAAAACAGAGAGACACUACACACAGAUGAUUUAACUGAACAAUAAUCCAGUUAAAACUGACAGAACUGGCAUUGGUAUACAUAAUAUUUUAAAUUUUAACCUCCGUAACCACUUUUACUAAGUAUAAAAAAUUUCUAUAACACUAUUAUUAAAUCUGUAAUCAUUUCACUUGAGGUCUCGGUUUUUAAAAUAAGAAGACUUGAGACAGUCAUUAUUUUUACUUUUUUAUACACAAGUAUUCAGGUCAACCAAUUUAGAUCUUUGUAUUUUCUUAGUCAAUUUUAUAAAUUAUUUCUAUAAAUUCAUUCAAUAAUUUAGUUCAAAUAUAAGUAAAUACAUAUUAUAUUAGUACUGAAGUGUCGUUUUACAAGAAAAUUAAGUAAGAUGAUCAAGUUUUAUUUAAACCAAACAAAGUAAGUCUGAAGUUAUUUAUUUGGUGAACAAUUUUUUUUUAUAAAAGAAAUUGUAACUGGCUUUUAAUAUAUUAGUAAGUUCAUGUCAACAAGCUUUAAAAACAUUUUUACUUAGUAAUAAGCGUUAUACAGUUUCCAUUUUUUUGAAACUUCCAUGUUUUUUGAGUUUUGGCUGUGACUAAUGCAGUUAAACCUGAUAUUAAAUCCUAUCAAGGGUUAGUUGUUGAGGGAAUAUAUUUAAAAGACAGUUUUUCACAUUUCUGCAUUAAAAUUUAUCUUUUUCUACAGAAGAUAAUAUUAUAAAAAGAGAUAUUUUCUUGCAUAGGUAAAUCAAUUUUGUUUAAAGAUUUAUUUGUAAUUCUUUUCUUUUUUGACUAUGAAGAAAUUUAUGACAAAUUUUUGCUUUUUGCCAAUAUUAAAUUUACUUGUUUAUUAAUACAAAAACAUGUGGAUAUUUGUACACUCUUAUUUUAAACAUUGGAAAAGUUGACAAAACUGAAAGGAGAAACAAUUCCCCAAUGAUAUUUUGUUUAAAAAAAUUAAUCAAAUCUUUAGUAUUAAAUUAUCUUCAAAUUUGUCACAGCCAAUGCUCAAGUUUUUAUAUAUUUUGUCACAGAACCAGGUGUACAUAGUUUGACAUACAAAUAUUUUUGAAUUGGAGAUUUUUAUAUUGGACAAACAAUAAGUAUUGAAAAUUGAGCUUCUAUCAAUUACAAUACAAAUUCUCUGUGUAUUCUUACUUACUAAAAUUACUCUUAUUUUACUAUUAAAGAAAUUGUCUUGUUUAAAAUACACUUACACUGAUACUAGUCUGUUAUAGACUUAGCCAAUAUAAAAAUUACCAAUCGUAACACUAAAAAUGUAUCAAAAUUACAGUUUCUCGUGACAGAAGUUAGUCAGUAAGUUAGUUUUAAGUCCGUUACCGCAGGGCCCGCGCGCUGCUCACGCCCGCGCGGGUUUAGUCCAAGCGCUCAGCGCACCAAGAAGUCCUUAGAAGUCAGUUUGGAUACAUAUAUUUACACGGUUUGUGAAGUUACUGCCAUAUAUUGUACACUCAUUCUACAGCUACACAUUUAUAUUAUUGUAUAAAUGCUUUUAUAUACAACUUAUUUAUAAUAUACACAAGUACAUGCAGUUCUAUGUUUUUAUAACUAAGAAAUUAUAGUUAACUUUAUGUAAAGCCAAUAAAAAUCUAGUAUAAAAACCUUUGUGAUAAAAUAUUUUCAUAGCCAAACUUACGAAUAGUUGUCUCGUUGUGCCAACAUUUAUAUUGUAAUGAACAAACUUUUGAUUAUAGUUAAUGACAAAAUGGCUUGACAUAUUUCUUAACAUGCAGAUAAUACAAAAAAUGCCUUUAAAUCUCCAUGAAUAAUUACUCUAGUUACAGAUAUUGUUAACUAUAAAGUUUACUUUUGAGCAAUAUCUGCUGGGACCUAUCGGAACCCUACCAAGGAUUGGCAUUUUAUAGGUAGCAUUUCAGCUUGACUUCAUCAUUGCUCUCCAUCAGGCAUUGUGGUCAACCACGAGCUAGCUUAUCCAACUAAAAAACAUGUUUUACCAUAAGUAUAUAUUUUUUACACACAUUCAUAGUAUGGCCUGACUUCACACAACUGCCACAUAAGACUGAGUUGUCGUACCCUCGUUGCGCGUUGCCCGCGCGUCGCGCCGCACCGCCAUAGAUAUAUUUAUACACUUUACACCCCCACUACCCCCCAGAAUAACCCCUUAUCCUCCACAAUGUACAAUAGUUAAAGAUUGGCACGUCAGAGUGUGGUUUAUUCAAUGAUUUUUACACUACAAUUUUUUGGGGAUUUUUUUUUUGUUAUUAGUUAGUAAAUUCUUUUAAACUUACAAAUCUUAUUAAGUUUACAAAGUAAAUCUUAACAGUUUUAAUAAAAUUGUUAUAUUGUCUUAACAGUUUUACUUAAUAAACCUUUUUUUUAAUCAAUAUUAUUCUUAUUAGAGCACUUACAUUUUAUAAAUUAAAACAAUAGUUAUAAUUUCCAUUGUUUCUUGUUGUUGUUUUUGUUUUGUUAUCCCCAAAAACAAAAAGAGAUUGUUGCAAAAAUCGCUCUCUGCCGAGCCAGUCUCCAUAGACCAUAUACAAUAUACUAAUGUUACUUGAAUGUGAUAUUUUUAGUGAGUUUUUGCACGCGCGGCGUGCGGGGGGUAUGGCGACAUUAACGGACAUGCAUUCAAACUGACUUCUACUGAUUUGUCACAACACCAGCACCCAAUGAAUGAAUCGAUACACAAAUAACACAAAAAAAAAAACAUUUUCACAUUCCAAAAAAUACCAAAAAAUUAACUGUUUGGCUGCAUUUCAACUGACCAAUGGCAAACAUAUUAUAUGUAAUAUGCUUUGCUCGAUUUUCACAGCUUAGUUUGCUAAAGUAUGUAUUUAUUUGGUGUCAUUGUAUGAUUGAGGCUUCACAUCUAAGUCUCGGGUUGCCUGCCUAAUUAAUGCACAAAUUAUGCUCCAUGCACGUCCACGCACGUAAAGUGUUGCUCUUUUAUAAGUGAGAAACAUUCAUACCAUCAAAAUCAUCAGUUUUUCGCAAAUCUCAGGAAACCAUGGAUUGUUUCGGGACAAAGAGAGAGCAUCUUCAUUUUAAAUUACAACCAAAUCAGCUUAAUAGUUGCGGCAUUAAAGAAUAACAAACAUCCAUACAAACUUUCGCGUUUUAAUCUACAGUACAGUAUAAUAAAUAAAUUGAAUAUAUGUAUAUUUAACAUCCAUUUAUUUUAAAAAUACAUACAAAGAGACUAAGCUGUGAAGAUGCAGUGAAACUAAGACUCACUCCAACUUGGUAGAAACGCAGCCUACUGAGUUUGUAUGCCGUAAACAGCUGCAAUAUUUAAAAAAUAUGUCGCUGCAGGUGAUUUUUUUUAUUGUAUGGCACACUUUCAUGGUACAGAAACAAAUAUUGUUAUCAUUUCACUACAAAAAACCAGCAUUAUGUUAAUAUUUUUAAAAAAAUUUUGAUUGCCAUGCACUUCUAUUAUAUGAUGUCUAUAUUGCAUAUUUUUUGUAUGUUUUGUAUUUAUGCAAUAAUCAGAUGUUUUUAAUUACUAAAAGAAACUGAACUCUUUCGAUUUAUUUUUGGAGAAGACAGUAAAUAACAAUUUCAAAUUACAUAAUUUUAAAUAAUGUCUCAUUUUCUUUUAAAAUAUUUUUUACAAUUUUUUUUUUAUAUUUUCAAGAUGUCUUCUCAAAAAACAAAAAAUAUACGAGAAUCUUAAUCGAAGAACAAAAAGAUUCAUUCCCACGUGUAUAUACCACGAAUUUGUAUUUAUUUUAAAUAUGUAAUUCAAAAUUGUACAUUUUGUCUAAACUUAGGUGUCAUCCUUGGAUGAAUUUCUGUUUUAUACCUAUAAUAUAAUAAUUUAUAUUGUCAAAGUUGGUUUGCAUUGAUCCAGUAUUUUGGUACAGUUGGGCACUUCUCUAAAAUGCAGGUCAGAAUUUCAUCAGACUUUUGUGAGUUUUAGAUCCAGUACAUAUAUUGAUAUUAGAUAAAGGAUAAAGGUAUUGGAUAGACAUAAACGCAACUAUCCAAUCAAUACCACAAAAUUAUAAAUUAUAAAAAGAUUCACUGUUGCAAACUGGAUGAAUGAAAAUUGACACCUUAAUAUUUUUAAAUAUAACAAGAUUAAAAACUGUAACCCGAAGAGAAAAUUGUAUGAAAUCAGGGCUUACAAGGUAAAAUCAACUCCUGCAGUUAAAAAUUAUUUUUAACAUUUUGUUUUUUAAAACAGCGAAAUCUCCUUAAUAUUUUAAGUUUGUUUUAAUUACUAAAAAUAAUAAAUAUUUAGUUUAAAAUAUUAUUGAUUUUGAUUUAAAGAAUAACAAAUAUUUCUUUUUCAAAAAAUGUAAUUUUUUUUGCGAAAAUGCACUAAUGUUCAUUAGUAUUAGUAAAUGUAAAUGUUUGUCUAGUUUUAUAGAAAAGAAAGUUAUUUUGGAAAUUGUAAAAUUUUUUAUUUUAAGUUGUACCUAAAAAUUGUAUGAUUUGGUUUAAUCCAAGGAUGUAAAAAUAAAAACUAUUUGGAUUGA
Molecule: messenger RNA, 5797 nt
Organism: Bicyclus anynana (squinting bush brown)
Lineage: Eukaryota; Metazoa; Arthropoda; Insecta; Lepidoptera; Nymphalidae
Gene: ytr
Product: U4/U6.U5 small nuclear ribonucleoprotein 27 kDa protein
Exons: 2
Coding region: 161-607 (148 amino acids)
Biological process (GO): RNA splicing
Cellular component (GO): precatalytic spliceosome
Source: RefSeq, a predicted model, not a curated record